This is a messenger RNA of Syngnathus typhle (broad-nosed pipefish), 1591 nucleotides long. It is a transcript of the gene eif4a3, whose product is annotated as eukaryotic translation initiation factor 4A3. The record is from RefSeq and is a predicted model, not a curated record. Bases 102 to 1322 code for a protein of 406 amino acids. Gene Ontology annotation, molecular function: RNA helicase activity; ATP binding; mRNA binding. Gene Ontology annotation, cellular component: catalytic step 2 spliceosome; nucleolus. The transcript has 11 exons. NCBI's taxonomy places the organism in Eukaryota, Metazoa, Chordata, Actinopteri, Syngnathiformes, Syngnathidae.
CCCCUCCCCUCGGCCUUCCUUUCUUUCUCGCGUUGCCCGGUGUGUUUGUUAGCAGCUAACGUCGCGACGCCUUUUCGCCGCCUUUCAGUUGCAGUCAAGAAAUGGCCGCCGCCGGUAUGCAGAGUCGUAAGCGGCUCCUCAAGGACGAGGACAUGACUAAGGUGGAGUUCGAGACUAGCGAGGAGGUGGACGUCACCCCUACCUUCGACACCAUGGGCCUGAGGGAGGACCUGCUGCGCGGCAUCUACGCUUACGGGUUCGAGAAGCCGUCGGCCAUUCAGCAGCGAGCCAUCAAGCAGAUCAUCAAAGGCAGAGACGUCAUCGCCCAGUCGCAGUCGGGCACGGGAAAGACGGCCACCUUCUGUGUGUCGGUGCUGCAGUGUCUGGACAUCCAGGUGAGGGAGACCCAGGCGUUAAUCUUGGCGCCCACCAGAGAAUUGGCUGGCCAGAUUCAGAAGGUGCUGCUGGCGCUCGGGGACUACAUGAACGUCCAGUGCCACGCAUGCAUCGGCGGGACCAACGUGGGUGAGGACAUCCGCAAGUUGGACUUUGGCCAGCACGUGGUGUCGGGAACACCGGGGCGGGUUUUCGACAUGAUCCGGCGCCGCAGUCUCCGAACGCGCGCCAUCAAAAUGUUGGUUCUGGACGAGGCCGACGAGAUGCUCAACAAAGGUUUCAAGGAGCAGAUCUACGACGUGUACCGCUACCUGCCCCCCGCUACGCAAGUGGUCCUUAUCAGUGCCACGCUGCCGCACGAGAUCCUGGAGAUGACCAACAAGUUCAUGACGGACCCCAUCCGCAUCCUGGUCAAGCGUGACGAGCUGACGCUGGAAGGAAUCAAGCAGUUCUUUGUGGCGGUGGAGCGUGAGGAGUGGAAGUUCGACACGCUGUGCGACCUCUACGACACACUCACCAUCACGCAGGCUGUCAUCUUCUGCAACACCAAGAGAAAGGUGGACUGGCUGACGGAGAAAAUGCGGGAGGCCAACUUCACAGUGUCGUCCAUGCACGGAGACAUGCCGCAGAAAGAGCGAGAGUCCAUCAUGAAGGAGUUCCGUUCCGGAGCCAGUCGCGUGUUGAUCUCCACCGAUGUGUGGGCGCGCGGUCUGGACGUGCCUCAGGUUUCCCUCAUCAUCAACUAUGACCUCCCCAACAACCGAGAGCUCUACAUCCACAGGAUCGGCCGCUCCGGUCGCUACGGCCGCAAAGGUGUGGCCAUUAACUUUGUGAAGAACGACGACAUCCGCAUCCUGCGCGACAUCGAGCAGUACUACUCCACGCAGAUCGACGAGAUGCCCAUGAACGUGGCUGACCUGAUCUGACGGUGCCGGAAGUCGCGCCCACUUUUUACUUCCCGUUUGAGCCUCGACGUGUUUGUAAAUAAAGCUUUUUUUUUUUUACCCUACCUUGUGUUCUUGUAGCAAUAGCUGACAAGGCAAGGCAGUCUGUGUCUUUAGUUGUUAAAUUGACAUUUAUUUCACAUUACAAGUUCAGCUUUUUGGAGAUACCGUUCAAAUUACAAGUCUGAGUUUGUUUUUUUUGUCAAAACAUACAAAAAUAUUCACCUUGAAUAAACUUGACUUGAUCCCCA